This is a messenger RNA of Rhipicephalus sanguineus (brown dog tick), 1068 nucleotides long. RefSeq lists its product as uncharacterized. The transcript is spliced from 6 exons. The record is from RefSeq and is a predicted model, not a curated record. The coding region runs from base 1 to 1068 and encodes 355 amino acids. NCBI's taxonomy places the organism in Eukaryota, Metazoa, Arthropoda, Arachnida, Ixodida, Ixodidae.
AUGGCGGCGGCUUCCCCCACAACGCGGGUGGCCGCGUCCAAGAUGGCUACGCGGGCUCGUCAGCGCGCCUCCAGGACGGGGUUCGUGGCUAAGAGGGUCAGCCUGCUUCCAAGCCUCAAGCGCGCGAGGCAGAAGCGCGCCGCGAAGCUGCGCGGCGGCGCCGACAAGAUCUCGGUGUACGAGAACGAGAGGCCGAAGCAGCGCGGCAGCGGCGCCAGGCCGCACGAGAACAUGAUCUCCAAGCCGUCCGGCAACGAGAAGCGACGAGAAAGCGUGCCUAUCGACGGGCGAACGAGGAGCGAUAGUCCGACAUCUCCGGCAUCAUCGGCUCGCCAGCCUCCCGGCUUUCCUCGACACGAAACCCCCAUUCGUAACAGCGUAAGCGAGACCAUGGUCGGUCACAACCUAAGGACAACUGUAGCGCCGCCCCCACCAACCGUCGAGCCGCCCAGCUGCACCACCUCCCUUCCCUUCGCAGCCCCCAAGGCCGAGCUCGAGUGUCAGGAUGCGGAGACGCACAGUCAUGCAAAAGGGGCCCAAAGUCAAGCACGGCAGAGGCAGCGCGAGCGCCGCUCUCGCAGCGGCCGCCUUCCUGCGGCCAAGGCCUCUACGUCGGAUGGUGUACGCGAGACGAAGGUGCGAGCGAGAACGCCGGGCGGGACCACUCUGAACCUGACCUAUACUGUCGGGGUCUGUUUCACCGUGGUCUGCUGUCCGCCGGAUCAACACCCCAUCCGGAGAGUUGUACGCACUGAAGAGAUCGACAGUUACCGACGCAAGCAUCAACGAGCUAGGCAUGCUCAAGCGUCUCCAGCAUCCAAACGUCGUCGUGCUGCAUUUUUACUUCCACUCAGACACAACCCGCAGCAUACCUACCAUCAACCUCGUCAUGGAGCUGAUGGACCGCACCCUGCGAGAGGAGAUGACAAAAGUCAGCAGACGGGGCAUGACGUUCCCCGUUUUCUACACCCGAGUCUACUUCUAUCAGGUAUCACGAUUAGGCUAUUGGUGGCAGUGGCGCUUUUGGUGAUGACGUGGCUGAUGACGAUGUCAACUAAUUGUGACUGA